AAGAGUGUCAAGACAGGGUCUUCUUUUUCCUACCACCACCACUCUCGCAAGACUGGCAACCAUGGGGGAAAAGUCCCACACUUGCCCAUACUGUGGGAAAGGUUUCCGGCGAAACUCACACCUUACUAGGCAUUUAGCUACCCACUCUGGUCUGCAGCGCCCUUUAGGUGGGAAGCGCCUGGGACAGCAAGUGCCAGAGGAAGACCGUCCCUUCAGCUGCAGCUACUGUGGGAAGACUUUUGCCCGCAGUGCCCACCUGGCCCGCCAUCAGGAGACCCAUUCCGGGGAGCGACCCUACAAGUGCACCUACUGUGGCAAAGCCUUUGGGCGCAAUUCCCACCUGACCCGCCACCACAGCACUCACACUGGAGAGCGUCCCUAUGAAUGUGGUGUUUGCGGCAAAGCUUUCACCCGCAGUGCUCAUGUUACUCGCCACCAAGGAACUCACACCGGAGAACGUCCUUUCCGUUGCACACGUUGUGGCAAGUGCUUCACCCGCAGUGCCCAUCUCCAGCGCCAUCAGGGCAUCCAUAGUGGGGACAAGCCCUUCUCUUGCAGAGACUGUGGAAAGGGGUUCACCCGUUAUGCACACCUUGAGCGUCACCGUGCUACACAUUCAGGAGAGAAACCCUUCAAAUGCGCCAGCUGUGGCAAAGGGUUUGGGGCUGCCUCUCACCUUGUAAGACAUCAGAAAACUCAUAAAGUUUAAUGGCUGGUUUUGCACCUGCUAUCAUCCAAACAAGUAUGAAAAUUGGCCAGUAUGAAGUACUUGGACUAAUCCUUUGACUUUAUAUCUGUUUUGUCCAUCUAAAAUCUAUUUUUAGAGGGAACUGAGUUCAACCCAUUCAACAAUAUUUACACUUGAUCUGCAGACAAAUUGAGGCACUUUGAGCUUUUGCCGCUUCAGUUCAGCAGCACCCAUAGCAAAAACAAUUUUAGAUAGUAAAACAGCAAACUAUUCUAA
Protobothrops mucrosquamatus (brown spotted pit viper) is the source of this 964-nucleotide messenger RNA. Its product is annotated as zinc finger protein 436-like. NCBI's taxonomy places the organism in Eukaryota, Metazoa, Chordata, Lepidosauria, Squamata, Viperidae. The transcript has a single exon. The record is from RefSeq and is a predicted model, not a curated record. The coding region runs from base 62 to 709 and encodes 215 amino acids.